UGAGAGUGUUCAUGUUCCGAGAUGAGAUCAUCCAUUUAAGGUAAUGAAGUUACGUAAGAAAUUCGUUUUGCGAGAUAUCAUGCGAGUUGUCGACAAAGAUUCUUAAAUACAUUUGAUAUUCGAAAAUUAAUGAUAUCGUACUUUCCGCAUUACUUUUCCAAACUACUCUGUGCCUCUUGAAGAGGUACUGGUUGGUUUUAAAAAAUAAAGAAAAUUUGACACUAAAAAGAUCUUUAAUUAUUUUCUACUAACAAUUCAUAUCCUUAACAAUGGAUCUCAAUAAUCCAAUUAAUAUAUUUGCCGUUCAAGAUAAUAGUAGUAUAAUAAGCCAGACUAUAAUUGAUCAUGUGAUUCCAUUGGAAGAAGAAUAUAGUGUGGAUUUUAAUGUAGAAAAAGAUGAAGACAAAAAAGUAAUGAUAGCAAUGAAGAAUUUAAGUAAAUGUGGUAGCAGCAUUGCAGUUGAAAAUGCUUUGGUACACAAUAUCAUUAUGGUUCCUCCGAUUCUUCAGGUAGAAGAAUCUUUACUAUCUCUUGGUAGUCAUGGCAAUGUCGAUGGAGUUUUCUACUGCCUUUUAAUUAAAGUUAAUGCUUUAGGAAAAGAAACUUAUUUGGCUAGAUAUUUUGAGUUUGGCAGUUUUACUGCAUACUUUGAUAAUAUUGCACAUGGAAAGCUGAAAAAAGAUUUAAUGGUUGAUGAAAUUCUUCCAUAUUGUGUAUUUACAAUAAAGGAUGUUGAUAUGGAACUUGCAUUAAAAAAAGAAACUUUUGGACACAGAACUAAGAGUGGUAGCAAAAGUCGUAUUCACAAAAGCAGAACUUUUAAUCGUUUGAUAUAUGAGUGCAAAGGUGGCCUAAAUGAGAGUUUGAAAAAACUAAUAAUUGAGCUUGAUAAAAACAAUUUUUGCGUUUGCUACCAUCUAAUUGCUGCGUGUCUUCUUAAAGACCAAUUGUGGGAGGGUGUUAAUCAAGGAAACAAAAAGUAUUUCAUUUGCCAACCUUCAGAAAAAGCAGAAGAAUGGGAGACUUCGCUUAUGCUUCACCGAAGUAACCCCCAGGGAGCUUCAAGGUAUGGAAAACUUUGGACUUCUUUAAUAGAAAACCCAUCAAUAGAAGACCAAUUCAGAAUUCUGUCAGAUCUUCCUAACCAUCAUAAAUGGAUGUGGGAUAAACUUGUUAAAGGUGUAAAAUAUGAACAGAAGUUUUCAAAUUCAUGCAGAUAUUUUCCUGGUUCACCCAGAAACAGAAUUCUUCAAGCCUCUUUUUAUCGAGUUACCUCUGAUAACAUUAUUGUAUCCAUUUUAAGAAAUGUUUUUGGUGUUAAAGAGACAGUUGUAUAUCCAUCUAGAAAAGAAAACUUAUCUCUAAUAGUGUCAAAAGCAAAAAAGAGUAGGAUAUCUAAAGAAAGUUUUCUUGACCAAGAGUUUCAAUAUAAUGAUUUGCAUUGUGGAAAAAAAGUAGUUACAAACAAUAUUGGCAUCACAGAUUCUAUUAAUGAGGUUAACUUGGUUCAGCAUUUAAGUAAAAGAAACAGUCUCUAUGAAUACUUUUGUGCUGAACUUUUUAGUCAUGGCGUUCUUUGUUGGCGUGUUCGAAAACCGUCUCUUAGUAUAUGUGUUAUGAACAACUACAAUCACGAGAACGGGAACUUUCAAGAUAAAGAAUUUGUUCAUGUAAAAGCUGAAACAAUGUGUUCUACUACAAUAUACAACUGCUCCUGUAAAACAUUCUCAUCAUGUGUUUUUUUUCAAUCAGAAAAUUUGACCAAUGUAAAUAAUUGUUGUCAUUGUCGUCUGUUAAACCAGCUAAUGCAAAUGCUUGAUAAUCCUGAUUUCAUCCCAGAAAAUAGUUUAUUAAACAAAAAAAAACUUAUGGAUAGUUUAAUCUAUCUCAAAUCAAAUGUUUUUAAGUUAACUUCAAAAUCGGGAGUUGAAAGAUAUUCGGUAGUUGCUGAUUCAUGUUCUUUUGUUACAGUUUUUGAAAUUUCAAAAUCAUCUCGCAAAGUAAUAAAAUGUCAUGAUUCAUUAUGUCAAAUAUCUGAAGGAAGUACUCGUCAAAUUAAUAAUCUACACAAUGGUUGCUUAUGUCCACAUCUUAAAGUCUUUAGAGAAUAUUUUUAUCUUGUUGAAAACACAGUAGAAUCAUUUUGUAAUGACAAUGAUAAAGUGAUCUCUUUUGAUUCUGUGUUAGAGGAUAAUCUACCAAGGGAAAAGUGGGAAGAUGUUUUUGAUGUAGCAUCUGGUUUGUGGACAUUUGGAAUUAAUGCCCCAAGUAAAAAAACUGUUUCCAAUGACCAAUUUAAUGAAAAAUUUAGCAAUGACAUUGUAAAAAGACAGUCUGCUACCAAUGGAUAUUGUUUUAUGCCUUCUGUUGAUCUAGACAACUGUGACUGUGGUGCUGGGUGGGUAUCUGAAUCUGUUUUAUCUGGUUAUACAGAAUUUUACCAUAAAAUCAAUAUGUACACAGAUCGUGAAGUAAUUGAGUGUGAUGUUUUUUUGAGAAAAUGUUUAUCCAAUACUUGCAUUAGUUAUUGGGAUGGCUGUGAAGACUCUGUUUUUUGCUUAUCUAAAUCCACUUGUGCUGGUUAUGAACUAGGUUGGGAAUUUGUCGAUUUUGUUUUGUCUAAAGGAACAUUCAGCGGUUUUGUCAAUUUGUAUUCAAACAAGUACAAACGUAGAAGUACCUCUUAUUUGCCAUUUAUGUCUACACAAACAUUUAUUGAUUGGUUUUUUGCUUGGGCCUCCCACAUGCACAUUGAUUUUAGAGAAAAAUGUCAUAUGUGUCCAGAAAAUCAACAAAUACCAGUUUUAGCUUGCGAUGCGACAAAAAUAGGAAUUAGCUUUAAAAAUUCUUUUGUAAAACCUAUAGAGUCAGCUAAACUUUAUGAGAUUGUUCCAACACCAUUACGGCGACUAGAUAGAUCAUUUAUUUUUAAUUCAGAAAAAUUAGAUUCUAAACAGUUUUCCGAGGCUAGAGCUCAUUUAAGAAAGAUUUGUCUAUAUAUUCUAUCUGUUGAAAACUCUAAUUAUUUAAACUUUGAUGCUGAUACAUUAAAGUUGAAUUCGGUUCUUGUGAGUUAUAUUCCAGCUGAAUGUGUACCAUCAUUUCAGCUAAUGAUUUCUGAAUCACCUGUCCCAAAUGUUUUGCGAUGCUCCUAUGCCAAAGUUUUUAAAAUACUAGCUGCUGAUAGCUCCCUUGAUUCAUUAGAUUCAUUAAUAUGA
Molecule: messenger RNA, 3218 nt
Organism: Hydra vulgaris (swiftwater hydra)
Lineage: Eukaryota; Metazoa; Cnidaria; Hydrozoa; Anthoathecata; Hydridae
Biological process (GO): peptidyl-L-cysteine S-palmitoylation; protein targeting to membrane
Cellular component (GO): endoplasmic reticulum; Golgi apparatus
Molecular function (GO): protein-cysteine S-palmitoyltransferase activity
Source: RefSeq, a predicted model, not a curated record